AUGUCCACCCGCAUCCUAACCCCGCGAUUCCUGCGACCGCGCCUGCGCAUCCAUGCACAUGCACGCACGACGACUCUCUCAGCACAUAGGAAGCUCCUCUCCACGCUCCCCAAUAUCGCGAUCUUCCGCGCCCUGCAAAAGCACGAUCCCUCUAGUCUAGCAGUUCUGCACAGCACAUCAACCCGCAGCUUCACAUACGGCAAUCUCAUCGGCGACGUCCUCCGCGCGAAAGAUGAUCUCGAGCGCAAAGCACAGGGCAAGCUGGCUGGGGAGCGGGUUGCAUUUUUGGCAGAGAAUAGCUAUGACUAUGUUAUAACUCUCUUGGCAAUCUUUGCCAGUGACGCUAUUGCGCUGCCGUUGUCUCCAUCGUUCCCCGUUGGUGAACUACAGUAUAUUAUGGAUAACUCGCAGGCCAAGGUGCUUCUUGCGACGGAGAAGUAUGCUGAUAAGGCCAGCCAGGUUCUCAAGGCCGGGCUGGAGUUAGAUCCUUUGUUUGAUGUUAGGCGGAAGAUUGAGGUCGGUGCGGUGGCAGAGUCUGUUCAGUUGGAUAGUCGUGAACAGACUUCGUCCGGGAUGAUGCUUUAUACUUCGGGAACUACGAAUCGACCGAAAGGUGUAUUGAUCCCCGAGUCUGCAAUUGCUGCUCAAGCAUCAUCUCUUAUACAAGCAUGGAAUUACUCACCACAAGACCGCCUAUUACACCUGCUCCCACUCCACCACAUUCACGGCGUCGUGAACGCAACCAUAACACCAAUCAUUUCAGGCUCCUCUAUCGAAUUCAUGUACCCCUUCAAUCCAGAGCAGGUCUGGCGCCGCCUUGCCGCACCAUUUCUCCCAUCUGAAGAGACCAAAUCAAAAAUCACCUUCUUAAGCGCCGUCCCAACAAUAUACAACCGCCUAAUGUCAUCCUUCCAAUCUCUCUCCCCGGAUGUUCAAUCUGCAGCACGAAAAGGUGUACACCCAAAUCACCUCCGCCUCAACAUUUCUGGCUCAGCAGCGCUCCCAAGACCCACAAAAGAAAAAUGGUCCUCCCUUAGCGGUGGAAACAUCCUUCUCGAACGAUUCGGCAUGACAGAAGUUGGCAUGGCAAUUAGUUGUGGACUCGACCCAGUUGACCGCGUUGACGGUAGCGUCGGAUGGCCACUACCCGGUGUCGAAGCCCGUCUCGUCGAUACAGAGACGGACAAAGUCAUCCCCGUUGGUCAAGAAACUGAUGGCAAUGGCCGAGCACUAGAAGGCGAGAUCCAGUUGCGGGGGGAAACGAUCUUCCGCGAGUAUUGGGAAAACGAGAAAGCCACGAUGGAAAGCUUCGUUAAAGCAGAUGACAACGGGAAACCUUGGUUCCGGACUGGAGAUGUUGCCACGAGACGGGUCGUCGACGGAGUUGGCAAGGGAAGUAGCGGGGAGUGGGCGCAAGGGCCUAUGUAUUUCAUCAGUGGUAGGAAGAGUGUUGAUAUCAUCAAAACGGGAGGCGAGAAAGUGAGCGCUUUAGAGGUUGAGAGGGAGUUACUUUCUCUUCCCCAAGUUACCGAAGCAGCCGUCGUCGGCCUUCCAUCCGAACAAUGGGGUCAAAAAGUCGCCGUCGUGUUGGUUCUUAACCCCGACGCAGCGACAAGCGGACGAAAUGGCAAGUCGUGGGGUCCGAUGGAUAUGCGUCGUGCAUUGAAGGAUCGGUUGGCGGGGUAUAAGAUUCCACAGGAGAUGAAAACUCUGGAGAGUAUUCCCAGGAAUGCCAUGGGGAAGGUGAAUAAGAAGGCUCUUGUUAAAGAGGUGUUUGGGGUUUAG
Messenger RNA from Penicillium pulvis, 1785 nucleotides. Its product is annotated as acyl-CoA synthetase. Bases 1 to 1785 code for a protein of 594 amino acids. The transcript is spliced from 3 exons. Gene Ontology annotation, molecular function: medium-chain fatty acid-CoA ligase activity. The record is from RefSeq and is a predicted model, not a curated record. Gene Ontology annotation, biological process: fatty acid metabolic process. NCBI's taxonomy places the organism in Eukaryota, Fungi, Ascomycota, Eurotiomycetes, Eurotiales, Aspergillaceae.